Lichtheimia ornata is the source of this 888-nucleotide messenger RNA. RefSeq lists its product as uncharacterized. NCBI's taxonomy places the organism in Eukaryota, Fungi, Mucoromycota, Mucoromycetes, Mucorales, Lichtheimiaceae. Bases 1 to 888 code for a protein of 295 amino acids. The record is from RefSeq and is a predicted model, not a curated record. The transcript is spliced from 2 exons.
AUGGCUUCUCGUAUUGCACGCAAGAUUGUCAAGUCCGUUCUUUCUCGUGAACAAAUGGAUGGUGAUGGUGCUCGUGUCUUCCGUAGUAUCGGUAGCAUGCAGCUUCGCAACUUGGAUCCAUUCCUUAUGCUUGAUGAAUUUGAUGUCCAUGCUCCUGGUGGUUUCCCUGAUCAUCCCCAUCGCGGUUUUGAAACAGUGACUUACAUGCUCGAAGGCGAAUUUUUGCAUGAAGACUUCAAGGGUCAUAGUGGUCGUAUCGGUCCUGGUGAUCUUCAAUGGAUGUCAGCUGCCAAGGGCAUUGUUCAUGCUGAAAUUCCUGCCAGCAACAGCCGUGCUCAUGGUUUGCAAUUGUGGGUAAACCUUUCAUCCAAGGACAAGAUGGCUGAACCCAACUACCAAGAAUUCCCUGCUUCCAAGGUGACACAAGUUUCUCCUGAGGAUGGUGUCAAUAUCAAGGUCAUCGCUGGUGAAUCUUAUGGUGUCAAGAGCCCUGUCAUGACUCGCACACCAACCAUGUUUAUUGAUGUCAAGUUGGCCAAGGGCAAAUCCAUCGAACAAGUCAUCCCCAAGGACUAUGCUGGUUUCAUUUACACCAUCAAUGGCUCUGGUCUCUUUGGUGCAGACAAGCAUAAAUCCGAUGCUCAUCAUACGCUUGUCCUUGAUGAUAAUGGUGGUACCUACAUCCCUGUUGAGGCUCUCACGGAUGACUGCCACUUUGUCAUCAUCGCUGGCAAACCUAUCAAGGAACCCAUUGUUCAAUAUGGCCCCUUUGUCAUGAACACCCAACAAGAAAUCUACAAGGCUUUCCAUGACUACAGCCGUGGUAUCAAUGGAUUCGAAGGCGCUCCCGCUUGGACUUCAAGCAUUCGUGAUCGAUGGAUGAAGUAA